Thermochaetoides thermophila DSM 1495 is the source of this 3312-nucleotide messenger RNA. Its product is annotated as putative specific RNA polymerase II transcription factor. Gene Ontology annotation, cellular component: nucleus. Gene Ontology annotation, biological process: positive regulation of transcription by RNA polymerase II; aromatic amino acid catabolic process. NCBI's taxonomy places the organism in Eukaryota, Fungi, Ascomycota, Sordariomycetes, Sordariales, Chaetomiaceae. Gene Ontology annotation, molecular function: zinc ion binding; DNA-binding transcription factor activity, RNA polymerase II-specific. The record is from RefSeq and is a predicted model, not a curated record. The transcript has 4 exons. Bases 1 to 3312 code for a protein of 1103 amino acids.
AUGGCGCACUUCGCCGCUCCCUCCCUUCCUUUGCAGUCACUCUCUCCAGUGUCGCCGGUCCCCCCCUCUUCGACCACAUCCUCCGGAGGGAAUCCUGCUGGUGCUGCUGCUGCUGCGCCGUCCACCUCGACCCGCGGUGGCCCCGGCAGCGGGCCCAGUCCCUCCGCGACGACCCCGUCACAGCCUGUGCAGCCUGUGCAGCCAUCUUCUUCGGGGUCGGCUCCGACGCCGGCACAGGCUCCUCAGCAGCCUCAUGAUCAGCAGCAGCAGCAGCAGCAGCAACCACCACAGCCACCGCCGCCGCCGCCACCACAGCAGCCGCAGCCUGAACCUCCACGAUAUCGUCCGCCAAAUCCGCCACAACAUAAGCGGGUCUACCAGGCAUGCAUUCCCUGUCGCCGCCGCAAGGUCCGGUGCGACCUGGGUUCGGUCGAUGACCCCCACGACCCGCCCUGUGUGCGCUGCCGUCGAGAGAGCAAGGAGUGCUUCUUCAGUGCCACACGCCGCAAGCGCAAGGCUGACGAAGAUGACCCUGAGCUCGAGGAGUACAUCCUGCGAAACGGCCGCAAGCAGGCCCGCGGCGCCUCAGUCACCCUCGAUCGUCGCUAUUACAGCGACAUGCCGCUCACACCGCACGGCCGGGCGCAAUCGUCAAGGCGCAUGGGCGACUCGGCCAAGAGUGUUCGCAGCAACAGCAGUGCCGGGGGAGAGUUUGGCAACGGCGAGCCGAACACUCCUCUCGAGAAUUUAGAGGCUAGGACGGUCAUGCGCCGGGAGGUCUACGGGCCCCACGACGCCUUAGACCUCCUGUACAAGGCUGCCACCGAUAAGUUUAAUGACACCUCGUCACAGAAGCCCGAGGACGAUCCAGCUCCCAACCAUGCCGCUACCCACUCAACGUCUCGUCACCUCCGGCAAGAGUCCGAACCCCGCAAGCUGUCCAGCACAACCGCAUCCGGCGGUUAUCACAGUCGACACGCUUCGCGACACGAGACAUCGGCCGACAAUGCCAUCGACCCGGAACUUACCAGGCGCGACCCUACAUCUGACCCAGGUUAUCAGGAGGCUCUCAAGGCCUGGAAUAGGUUCCGCUUUGUGCGCGCUGGAUGGUUCACGGCCCAAGAAGCCAUCGAUUAUAUUGAUUACUACUACAAAUACCUUUCGCCUCUCACCCCUAUUUCCCCGCCCACCUUCCAGAACCCGGCGUCUCAUCUUACGUUAUUGACCGAGGAGCCGAUACUCGCAGUGACGCUAUUGACUAUCGCGUCCAGAUAUCGCCGUAUGCCUGGCACAGGAGGUCACUGCCGGUCCCACGCCAUUCACGAGCAGCUUUGGACUUAUCUCAGGGGUAUGAUUGAAAGGGUUGUCUGGGGCCAGGAGGCCUUCGGCGGGGGGUUCUGCGGAUCAGGCGCGGACGAGAACCAAAGCUCGAGCACGGCCCCGUGGCGCGGGCUGCGCAGGGGGAGCCUGCGCACGCUGGGAACAAUCGAGUCGCUGAUGAUCCUGACGGAGUGGCAUCCCCGCGCCCUGCACUUCCCGCCGAACGAGGCGACUGACGAGCUGCUCGUCCCCGCUCCUGAUGCCAAGCCUCCCUCGGAUUCGGACGGGACCCAGAAGCCUGGGGGUAGCUUUGGCGGCAGGAGGAUUGAGAGCUGGCUCGAGCCAGCCUGGCGGAGCGAUCGCAUGUGCUGGAUGUUAUUGAGCACUGCUAUGGGUCUGGCUUAUGAGCUUGGGGUGUUUGACGAUAUCGACGAGCUGCUCGCCACUGGCGCCAUCACACGACCCGAGUAUGAAGACGAGGCAUACCGGCUACGCGCCAACCGCAUUAAGCGACUGUUGCUCAUCUAUCUGAGCCAGCUUGCGGGUCGGUUGGGUUGGACGAACAUGGUACCGGAGAAGCUGCGCAAGUCUGACCCAGCCAUCUCAGGCAGAAAACGCCGCGCAUCUGUUGAGGGUACUACGCCCGGUACGAACCCGUCGUCCUUGUCCAACUCAUUCAACUACAUUCCCGACCUGGAGCUGGACGAUCAGAUUAUCCACUGCUGGGCGGGUAUUAGCCAUGCCAUGCAGGUGGGCAAUGACAAGCUCUUCAAGUCUCGGAAGCAUACGACGGAGAUCAUUCAGAGCGGAAAAUACAUUGAGCUGCUGAGGGAAUUUCAGCCCAUGCUCAAGAAUUGGUGGAACGAGUUUGAACGCUUCCGGUUGCCCCCCUACAUCCGGCACAUCCUGACCAUUGAGUAUGAAUAUGUUCGGAUCUACAUCAAUUCGCUAUCGUUACAGGCUGUUGUCGAGCGAUGUACAAGCAACGCUAGCGGCGGUGGCGGCGCAGGUGGAAGCGUGUCGGGACAGUCCGGCUCGACCCUGUCACCACAAACUCAGAACUACUACGGCAAGCUGCCGCUGGGCCAGCUUGGAGGUUUCGGUGCUGAGGAUCAAGAGUAUGUAAGAGAGGUGAUUAGCGGAAGCCGGAACCUGCUCCGUACAGUCGUUGACGGCCUGCUACCGGGCGAAUACCUCAAGCACGCGCCGGUUCGGACCUACUUCCGCAUCAUCAGCGGCGCCAUGUUCCUUCUCAAGACGUUCGCACUCGGCGCCCCCAAGGCGGAUGUCGAGAUCAGUAUCGGCUUGAUGGAUCGAACCGUCGAUGCGCUCCGCAACUGUGUAGUAGAUGACGUUCAUCUGGGAAUCCGCUUUGCCGACAUGCUCGAGACAUUGACCAGUCGGCUGAGGAACCGUUUCAUCUAUGCCGUUCCUCCGCAGAUGCCACCGGCAGACGGUAGGUCGCCUGCAGCAACGAACGGCGAUGGCGCCAAUGGUAACAGUGCCGCGAGCGGCAUGACUACCCACCUGAGCCAUGUGCAGGACAUGUUCAUGAAAAUGAGGGACAGUUCCGGCCCUCCCGAGCGUUCGGCCACUCCAGCCAACAUCUCAGCCACACCCUGGGAUUUCUCAGCCGGCGCCUUCCCCUACCCAGGCGGUCCCGGCUCAGUUUUCGGCCCAUCCACACCAGCCGCUGCUACGAGCACAACCAUGGACAACACCAAUAACCCUCACGGCCUUCCCGCAGAUGGCAGCAGCAGCGUCACAACCGGAUCUGGAGCCGGCGGCGUCAUUUUCGACUCGGACUGGGCCAACCCCAACAACGAGAUGUGGUACCUGCCCACGGGCCCAGCCUUCUUCCAGAACAUUGACAACACGUCCGUGUCGAUGACUGCUGAGGGUGUUAAUGUUGGUGGGCUUGACCUGCUUGAGUACAUGGCGAUGGACCCCAUUGACAACCAGCCUUUUGGUAUGGAUGGGGGAGGGUUCUGA